AUGGGCCAUCAGGGUGAGGCAGACAAUACCUCGACUCAAUCUUUGCGCCCUGCAGACAAGGGAACGCCUUCAUGGCUGUUCAUUCUUGCAUCCUUUGUUGCAGAGGCUGUUCUUUGGGGGUUUCCACUAUCCUACGGCGUCUUCCAAGACUAUUAUUCCAACCACCCCGUCCUCAAGAAUGACCCUAACAUUGCCGUCAUUGGGACUGUCGCCACCAGUGUGUAUUAUCUUGGCGGUCCGUUGGCAACAUCCUUUGUUGCACGGUUCCAGGCGUGGCAGCGACAUAUGAUCAUCAUUGGCUGGCUUGGUUGCUCGAUAUCACUCCUAAUGGCUUCGUUUUCUACUUCAGUGCCGGGCCUGAUUGCGACUCAGGGAUUUCUUUACGGCUUUGCCUUCCUUUUCGUUAACUAUCCCCUUCUUCGUAUGCUUAACGAGUGGUUUAUUGAACGAAGAGGGUUGGCCUACGGUGUUAUGUCUACCGGUGCGGGUUGCAGCGGAAUUGGUUUGCCCUUCCUUCUGGAGUCACUGCUUUCGAAGUAUGGAUACAGGAUCACGCUGCAGGCCAUAGCAGUGACGCAGUUUAUCACCCUUCUUCCCAUGAUACCUCUUCUCAAGGGACGACUGCCUGCUUCAAGACGGGGAGUACUGAAGAAAGGGGACUUCCAGUUUUUCAGAGAGCCCCUGUUUUACUGCUUCGCCUUGACAAACUUCCUCGAAGCACUGGGCUACUAUGUUCCUUCACUCUAUCUACCAACUUAUGCGACAUUCCUAGGCUUGUCGGGAACUGUGGGGGCGCUGAUACUCGCCACCAACAAUCUCGCUACAAUCUUUGGCCAGCUCGCUCUCGGCUACAUCACUGACCGUGUCAACAACGUCUGCAUCCUCGUCUUCGCCUCCUCGUUUGUCGCUGCGGUCGCCAGCUUUACCAUAUGGGGGCGGUUUUCCAUGUCUGUGGAAUAA
Molecule: messenger RNA, 960 nt
Organism: Colletotrichum spaethianum
Lineage: Eukaryota; Fungi; Ascomycota; Sordariomycetes; Glomerellales; Glomerellaceae
Product: MFS transporter asaE
Exons: 3
Coding region: 1-960 (319 amino acids)
Biological process (GO): transmembrane transport
Cellular component (GO): fungal-type vacuole membrane
Molecular function (GO): transmembrane transporter activity
Source: RefSeq, a predicted model, not a curated record